Molecule: messenger RNA, 508 nt
Organism: Durusdinium trenchii
Lineage: Eukaryota; Dinophyceae; Suessiales; Symbiodiniaceae
Source: the annotation of a GenBank genome assembly
CACGCUUGGUUUGCUGGAGAAUCAUCACAUCCCAACAUCAUCGGGAUCCAUCUUUUCCACGCCAUGGGUGCUCAGCUAUGUGGAGAAGCACAGGCAAGGACGCCCCAUGAUGCUGCCAGAUUGAAAGAGCUAGCGGCUAAGAGCUCCAAGAGAGUGGAUGAUAGUGGAUGGUCUUCUUUCCCUCCCUGCCAUCGCCAAGGAGUGGACUGUGGUCCUCAAAAAGCAUCCCGGAGCAUCUUUGGGAAUGGAUGUGGAUAUGUGUGACGCCUCAUCCUUGAUCGUCUAUGUCGUUUGUGAGACUGGGCUGGUGGCUGAUUGGAAUCAGGCGAACCCUGCGAAGUCUGUGCAGAAAGGAGAUCGCAUCAUUGAAGUGAACCAGAAGAAGGGAGACGCCUGGGCCCUGGCCCACGAGUGCAUUGAUAGUCCUGAGCUUCGAAUGCAAGUUCAGCGAAGUGAAGGCUGCAUCUUGAAGCUUUGAAUUCCGGAUUCCUGACCCCACCAUCCAUGG